Molecule: messenger RNA, 2403 nt
Organism: Octodon degus (degu)
Lineage: Eukaryota; Metazoa; Chordata; Mammalia; Rodentia; Octodontidae
Gene: Lyn
Product: LYN proto-oncogene, Src family tyrosine kinase
Exons: 14
Coding region: 25-1500 (491 amino acids)
Biological process (GO): protein phosphorylation; cell surface receptor protein tyrosine kinase signaling pathway; innate immune response
Cellular component (GO): extrinsic component of cytoplasmic side of plasma membrane
Molecular function (GO): ATP binding; non-membrane spanning protein tyrosine kinase activity; signaling receptor binding
Source: RefSeq, a predicted model, not a curated record
UCUAGUGUCAGAGAAGCCCGAAAUAUGGGAUGUAUAAAAUCAAAAAGGAAAGACAAUCUGAAUGACGAUGGAAUAGAUUUGAAGACUCAACCAGUUCCGGAAUCUCAGCUUUUACCAGGACAGAGGUUUCAAGCGAAAGAUCCGGAGGAGCAAGGGGACAUUGUGGUGGCCUUGUACCCCUAUGAUGGCAUCCACCCUGAUGACUUGUCUUUCAAGAAGGGAGAGAAGAUGAAAGUCCUAGAGGAACACGGAGAGUGGUGGAAAGCCAAGUCCCUUUCAACCAAGAGAGAAGGCUUCAUUCCCAGCAACUACGUGGCCAAGGUCAACACCUUAGAAACGGAAGAGUGGUUUUUCAAGGACAUAACCAGGAAAGACGCAGAGCGACAGCUCCUGGCACCAGGGAACAGUGUGGGGGCCUUUCUCAUCAGAGAGAGUGAAACUCUCAAAGGAAGCUUCUCCUUGUCUGUCAGAGACUAUGACCCUGUGCACGGCGAUGUCAUUAAGCACUACAAAAUCCGAAGUCUGGACAAUGGGGGCUAUUACAUCUCUCCACGGAUCACUUUUCCCUGUAUCAGUGACAUGAUUAAGCAUUACCAAAAGCAGGCAGACGGCUUGUGCAGAAGGUUGGAGAAGGCAUGCAUUAGUCCCAAGCCACAGAAGCCGUGGGACAAGGACGCCUGGGAAAUCCCGCGCGAGUCCAUCAAGCUGGUGAAGAAGCUCGGCGCCGGGCAGUUCGGGGAAGUCUGGAUGGGCUUCUACCACAACAGCACGAAGGUGGCCGUGAAGACCCUGAAGCCGGGCACCAUGUCCGUGCAGGCCUUCCUGGAGGAGGCCAAUCUCAUGAAGACGCUGCAGCACGACAAGCUGGUGAGGCUGUAUGCCGUAGUCACCAAGGAGGAGCCCAUCUACAUUAUCACCGAGUUCAUGGCCAAGGGCAGCUUGCUGGAUUUCCUCAAGAGUGAUGAAGGCAGCAGAGUGCUGCUCCCGAAGCUCAUCGACUUCUCUGCUCAGAUUGCGGAGGGCAUGGCCUACAUCGAGCGGAAGAACUACAUUCACCGGGACCUGCGAGCUGCCAACGUGCUGGUCUCAGAGUCUCUCAUGUGCAAGAUUGCAGACUUCGGCCUCGCUAGAAUAAUUGAGGACAACGAGUACACGGCACGGGAAGGUGCCAAGUUCCCCAUCAAGUGGACGGCUCCGGAAGCGAUCAACUUCGGGUGCUUCACUAUCAAGUCUGAUGUGUGGUCCUUCGGAAUUCUCCUGUAUGAGAUUGUCACCUACGGCAAGAUUCCCUACCCAGGGAGAACCAAUGCCGACGUGAUAACCGCGCUGUCCCAGGGCUACCGGAUGCCCCGCAUGGAGAACUGCCCGGAUGAGCUCUACGACAUCAUGAAGGCGUGCUGGAAAGAGAAAGCAGAAGAGCGGCCCACGUUCGACUACCUGCAGAGCGUGCUGGAUGACUUCUACACCGCCACGGAGGGCCAGUACCAGCAGCAGCCGUAGUGCCUGCGUCGUCGCGGCAUCCGUCCUGGAAGCCGAGGCUGCGUUUCUCAGGAAGAACAGCCGGCCCGGAAGUACUGUGUUCUCAGCACCUCGUGUCCACUGGAGCGGAGCUGGACUGCCUCGCGACCACCUUCGGGCCUCUUAGGAACACACGCGCUCCACACUGGCCCCGCGGUCAGAGCCGCGUGCACACGUGCGUGUGUGCGUGCGUGUGUGCGUGUGUGUGGCUCAGAGGUGCAGGGUCUGCGGCAACAAAUCUACAAUAAUCGCCGAAUUCAGCUCAUUUAUCAAGCAGAAGUAACCAGAUACACGGCGUGGCUCUUGGCAUUUUCUCUAUGCUUUGACUUACCUUAAAAAAAAUUACUAACCCAGCCUGUUAGAUUUUCCAGGGCAGACCAGCAGCGUACAAUCCGCUUGCCCCCACUGCGGCGUUUCCGUCUCAGGGGCUUUAUUCCCCUCCCCUGAAAGCCUCCGAGUGGUGAACAUGGUCCCGCCGGACCCCUGAUCAGCCACUGCCCAGUGGCGGCGUGGCUUGUGGCAUCGUGGGUCCCCAUGAGGAGCCUGACCCGCCCCGCGGUGUCCAGGCCCGGAAGCGCCUCGGGAACUGCUCUGCCUUCUGGAGGAGGAUUUUUAACUGUCUAACCUUUUAAUUCCUCAAUUUCCUAGAUAAAGACUUUUCUAAAACAAGCAGUUCCUUUUUGCUUCAGAUGAUUCAAAUGUUAUUUUAAGGAUCAGAUAUUAAUUUGAGCUAUACUCUAGAAAGUAAAAAUGCUGUAUUUUGGGCUAUUUUUGUGAUUUAGCAAUCUUUUCUACAUUAUAUGAGAUUUGUGUGAGACUAUUUAUACCCUUGGAUGUGGAGAAAAUAAAGUCAGGCAGCCCGUGCGGCUGCUGCGGGAAGGCUGA